AUGGAUGGUCCUUCUGGCUACUGUCUCGUCCCUCUGCUGGCUACGCUGCAAAGAUGUGUAGGAAGAAAAAACCAGUAUUUCAGGAGUCCUGUAAUGAAGGCAGAGGUCUCUCAGGCAGCUGCAGAGCUCCAGCAGUACUGUAUGCAAAAUGCCUGCAAAGAUGCCCUGCUUGUUGGGGUUCCUGCAGGGAGCAAUCCCUUUCGAGAACCCCGAUCCUGUGCUCUACUCUGA
This is a messenger RNA of Phaethon lepturus (White-tailed tropicbird), 231 nucleotides long. RefSeq names its product guanine nucleotide binding protein (G protein), gamma 10 (gene GNG10). The record is from RefSeq and is a predicted model, not a curated record. Gene Ontology annotation, biological process: G protein-coupled receptor signaling pathway. Lineage: Eukaryota; Metazoa; Chordata; Aves; Phaethontiformes; Phaethontidae. Gene Ontology annotation, cellular component: heterotrimeric G-protein complex. The coding region runs from base 1 to 231 and encodes 76 amino acids. The transcript is spliced from 2 exons. Gene Ontology annotation, molecular function: G-protein beta-subunit binding.